AUGGGUAACGUAGGAAGUCGUAUCGAUGAUUCGGGUACCUUGUUUUUCAAGGACCAGAACAAAUUCACCAUCGCUAGUAUAACAAUCACGAAUUCGCGCAAUCGUGUUCUCCUUAAUCUCUCGCCAAAUACAUUUCCUGCAACAAGAUAUGUCGCCAAGCGCGAUGUCGGUGAUGAUAGCCCUGUGGAAUAUGUUCAGGACCCCGACCCCCCCUCGUCCGCAUCGAUUCCUUCGUUCCUGCUUCGGCUGAACAACGAUGAGGAACUCAACUUCAAAUUCUUAUUUAUCACCAGGCAAACACAGACUGGCAAUGUAUUCAACUCCACAGUCAAUGGCGUCUCCACUUCGUUGCCCGAAACUAUCGACACCAGUCUGACAGGUCUAACCUUCGCGCAUGCGUCCAACAUCAAAGAACUAGACAACCUCAUCACAAGAGAAUUCCAUGCCAACCCUAACCUACAAAAUAACACAAAUGUACAGUUCGUUGGUGAUUUUGCGACUAAUGGUAGCCCUUCCGUUCAAUUUGAAUGGACAUGGAAGUGGAAAGCUCCAAAGCCUGUCGAGGAUAAGGGUGGAGGCUGGAGGAACAGCUGCAGUUUUCUUGACUAUGACCAAAGAACGAAUCGAUUGAACACACUUGCCAAUCUUACAUUCUGGGUUCAGAAUACAGGGCGGCCUAUCUCCAGCCCACAAACAAUGUCUCCGCCAACUUUGGAUAUAACUGGUCCCGGUCGCAAUCGGAUACCUUCCUCUCAGUCCAUUAUGUCUCACCUCAGUGAUACAGAGGGACCUUCAGCCAGCCCGGCAGAACCAGCAGAUGUACCGUCAGCAGCUUCCGCUCCUGCUCCGGUGAAAGUUGACCUCCCAUCUCGUCAAGGUGACGAUAUGAGUGCUGUUGAAGAUGGCCCACUCUUUCGAGCCACGAUAAAAGCACUAGAACAGAGAACGGGAAGUAUGCGUGCGAAAAUUAAAAAGGUUUUGAAAAAGGCUGAAGCGGCUCAUCUGGCUCAGAUUGGUUGUAACGAAGCAACGAACGCGUUCAUUUCAGCUCUGAACGACGCGUCUUCUUCUAAUGCCAAUGCUAUCCAGCCCGCUAUGGAACACUAUUUCGAGAAAAUUGCACGUGAGAUUCUCAAUUAUGAACAGGUCAACACGUUGCAUCUACAGAAGCUUGUCAUUGAGCCUCUAUCCAAACUAUACAAUAACGACAUCAAACAGGCCGAAUCGAAGAAAAAGGAUUUUGAUGAGGAAAGCAGAGAUUACUAUGCUUAUGUUGGGCGCUAUUUAGGACAACGCCAAGACUCUUUGAAGGAGAAAAAGCGUGUAGAAAGUGAUUCCAAGUAUCAGGCAAAGCGACGGACUUUUGAGCUCAAACGAUUCGACUACUCGUCAUUUAUGCAAGAUCUUCACGGUGGCCGAAAGGAACAAGAAGUCUUAUCUCAUCUAACAAAGUACGCGGAGACACAAGCUAGAAAUUACCUUGCCACGUCAAAAAGGGUGGAUGAAAUGGUUCCUCAACUGGAUGCCCUUAUACGGGAAGUCGAACAAGCCGACAAGGAGUUUAAAUUCCAACGAACAGAGCGAGAGGAAAAGCGACGAGCCUUGGAGAAAAGCACUAAGACCUACGUGGAACCGGAAAACAUCUCUACCCCCGGUGUAAUAAGCUCUUCCAAUAACGGACAAACGUCAGAACCGGAGCUUAACAGAGCAGACAGCACUGGCUCACAGCUUAGAAACGUUCAUAGCAAUACAUCAUCUGUCUCCUCGCAGGCUACUCAGCCCACUGGGACAAGCAACUUAUCAACCUCUGCUUCAAAUGUCACAUCGAACCAGAGCCGCUUCAAAGGAUUCCGAGAUCUUGAAGAUGGAAUAUCGGUGGCGGGUUCAGAUAAGCUGGCAGGUCCGCAGAGGAAGGAGGGUCUGCUAUGGGCCCUCUCGCGCCCCGGGUCUCAUAUCGACCCAAAGGGGAUUAACAAACAAGCAUGGCAUAAAUUUUGGAUUGUAUUAGAUCAAGGCCAGCUUUCGGAGUACAGCAACUGGAAACAGAGGCUAGAUCUUCACAUGGAUCCCAUUGAUUUGCGUAUGGCUUCUGUACGUGAAGCAAGAAACGCCGAGCGUCGAUUUUGCUUUGAAGUGAUUACACCGCAAUUCAAACGUAUCUACCAGGCAACUUCUGAAGAAGACAUGAGUACCUGGAUCACGGCAAUCAAUAAUGCGUUGCAGAGUGCAGUUGAAGGACUCAAUCCUCUACCAUCGGUACCACCUUCGGCACGUAGUGACAGCAGUUCCAAGCGGCGAGACAUUGGUUCUAUCUUAACCGGCAAGAGCUCUUCGUACUCGGGACAACACUCUCAUUCCAAUGCAUCAAACGCCACCAGCGUCAAUCGUCGAACGACGGUGGGUGCCCGGCCAAGCUAUAUCCGCAGUGAUAGCAAUAGCUACGAAGAGAACCCAGCCAAGUUACUACAAACAAUACGUGAUGCCGACCAAGGGAACAAAUGGUGUGCUGAUUGUGCAUCCACUCUCAAGGUUGAAUGGGUUUCCAUUAACCUAGGGAUUGUUCUAUGUAUCGAGUGUAGUGGUAUCCACCGAUCUCUGGGAACUCACAUUUCUAAAGUUCGGUCUUUGACUUUGGACGUGAAUUCUUUUUCGAACGACAUUGUCGAAAUACUCUUACAGGUUGGAAAUCGGGUCAGCAACAUGGUCUGGGAAGCAACCUUAGAUCAGUUGCAAAAACCACAGCCACAAUCGACUCGUGAGGAGAGAUUAAAGUUUAUCACCGCUAAAUAUAGUGAUCGCGCAUAUGUGCGGCCAUUGACGUUUGGACGCUCACAUUACUCUACGGCCAACGAAACCCUGUUGGCAUCGAUCAAGAAGAAUGAUAUCCAAGGCGUUCUUUACGGAAUAGCGCUACGAGCCGACGUCAAUGUUGCUGAUCGCUCACGAAAUACCCACGCAGUGUUUCUUGCUCUUGCUGCUGCCGAUCCAGCUACUCCUGGAUCCUCGCCAGGACUAGCCGCUAACUCGAAGACAACGUCCACCAGAGCCAUACCGUUCCCGAUUGCCGAAUUAUUGGUUCAAAACGGUGCCGAGAUUCCGUCCCAGCCCGCACCAAUAACUCUGUCUCCUUCGGCACAACUGUAUAUCAGCCAACGCACAGCCGUGGUAUCGAGUACAUAUACAACAUUUUCUCCUCCUACGCCUGGGAAGCAGGGCUCCAGCGGUCUUUCACCCCUCCCGCUGAUCCGGGGUAAUUCAGGCUCCGAGUCUCACUCGGCAGCCCACGCUCUAGCCCCUUUAGAUGGUAGAGAACGAGAAAAGCUACAGAAAAGAGGCAGCGCAGGCGCGAGAUUUGCUGGCAAAGUAGCAUCUCUUGGGAAUGACAGGUAA
Messenger RNA from Talaromyces proteolyticus, 3390 nucleotides. RefSeq names its product putative ARF GTPase activator. Gene Ontology annotation, biological process: intra-Golgi vesicle-mediated transport. The record is from RefSeq and is a predicted model, not a curated record. NCBI's taxonomy places the organism in Eukaryota, Fungi, Ascomycota, Eurotiomycetes, Eurotiales, Trichocomaceae. Gene Ontology annotation, molecular function: protein binding; GTPase activator activity. Gene Ontology annotation, cellular component: endosome; cytoplasm; trans-Golgi network. The coding region runs from base 1 to 3390 and encodes 1129 amino acids. The transcript has 4 exons.